This is a messenger RNA of Saxophila tyrrhenica, 2115 nucleotides long. RefSeq lists its product as uncharacterized. Lineage: Eukaryota; Fungi; Ascomycota; Dothideomycetes; Mycosphaerellales; Extremaceae. The transcript has 3 exons. The record is from RefSeq and is a predicted model, not a curated record. The coding region runs from base 1 to 2115 and encodes 704 amino acids.
AUGGCCCUCCCAUCCCUAUCAACCCUCCCCUACCUCGCCCCCAUCUCAAUGGCCCUCUCCUUCAUCCUCGCCCUCCUCUUCAUAACAACCCACCACCUCUUCUACACCCACCUCGCCUCCCGCCCCACCUCCAGCGGACCUUUCUUCUCCCCCUCCUCCCCGAUCUCGAAACAAGAAGCGAAUAUAGCCCUCGGCACCGCGCUCGCUUUCCUGGUGAAAGCGUGUCUGGUGUACGCGGUCGGGGUGGGUGGGUGUCAGGUUUUCUGGCGGGAGGUUGGGAUGCCUGUGUCGAGCAGAAGAGACAGAAAGGAAGGUGGGAAAGAUGAGGAGGGUGGGUUUGGUGGAGGGGUGAAGUUGGAGAGGUUGGACGCGAUGCACUCGGUCUUUAACAGCGUGUUGGGGGUCGGGGAUGUGAGGUUGUGGUGGCGGGUGCCGGCGCUUGUUGGGGUGGCUUGGUGUGCGUGGCUUAUUCCCAUCGCCUCGAUCAUAACCCCAGCUACGCUUUCGAUCCAGACCGCUGCCGUCACUCCGGAGCCCUCGAAGCUGAUGCGAGUGCCGAACCUGGAUUUUAGGAGUCUGAACUUCGUGGCUUCGUUGCCGUAUAUGCAUACGUUCAGCCCAGUUGCUCCGACAAACGUUGGGACGUACCUGUACAACGGGCCCAGCCAGGACGUCCUGGAAAUCGCGAACGCCGUGAUGUCCGGCGGUAAGAUCUUGCGGAUCGACUCACCGGCUCCGAAUGCGAGUUGGACGGUGGACUUCACCGGGCCGGCUUUGAAGUGCAGUGAGCUGAACGAGACAGCGCAUAAGCUUUUUCAGCGGAACAUUGUUGCGGGCACGCUGAAUGGCAACGUCGCAACCAACACGAUGCUGUACGGCUACCUCGCCUGGAACGCUCAUAUGGGAUGGUUCAGAGACGAGUCGCUUGUUGGACCGCCCUUUCUCGCUGAAUCGGAGCAUGACAGGAUAGCUUUUGCGCCUGGUCAGUUUCCUGGCUCGACGCUCGACGGCAAUAUCACCUUUUAUAUGGUCGCCAUGCCGGAUGUCUUCGGCGCUAGUCAGUCGGCGGUACACAGUUUACAGAGCCCCGGCUCCCCGUAUCCAAGCUGGAUUGAUGGCACAAUGAUUGAGUGCACGCUAUAUAGCUCAGAGUACCAGGUAGCGUUCCAGUAUACCGAUGGCGGGCAGGAGGUGGCGAUUGAGCAUCCAUCGUCGGGAGAAGAUGAGGUGGUGAAGGUCAUGUCAACACUGCUUGGUCCGAACGCAGACACACAGGAACCCGACGGCUGCGCGACUGGAAAUGUCUCCGCAUCGAUGGAGGAGGGUUGCUACACCAAGCCAAAAGUGCUGUCGACGUUUUCCUACCAGGCGGUUAUGGACGCUUUCACCUCGAACCUGAUCGGCGCGGUGUCUAUCGACGGACACAGCGUAUUGCAGCGCAAUUCCAGCGUCCUCAGCACUUCGCUCUUGCGGACAAAAGAGUUGGAUUUUCUGCGAGCCACAGCCGAGGUGAUGGUGUUCGGGAACGAGACUCUUCAGGCGCAAAUUGCGGACUCGUCGCAACCGAAGACACAGGGUCUGCUGAAAGAUGAGGAUGAUGUUUCGUCGCAGCCGCUGGCGGUGGCGAUUGAGCAGAUGUUUGAGAACUUGACGAUUAGCCUGAUGAGUUCCGGGGCGCUGCAGCCGAACUACUCAUCCGCAUACGCACCGUCGCCAGUCAAAGUAACCCUGCCAGCCUUCCAAAACAUCUACGUCUACUCAGCCCUGAAGCUGUGGAUCGCAUACGGCGCAGCAGUCGGCCUCGCUGCUUUAGCCGCCGCGAUCGGCUGCGUGACGAUGUUUCUGAAUGGCGCCUGCUAUAGCAACAACUUCUCCACCAUCUUCCGAGCUGCCCGUGGUGCGGAAAUCGAUCAUGAGGUCCGGGAGGAGGACCUGAAGGGCCAGGAUCCGCUGCCGAAGUAUCUUGCAGAAGCGCGGGUGCGGUUCGAUAUGGUGGCUAUUAAGGAGGAUGACCAGGAGCUUUUGCGGUAUCGACGGCAGGAUUCGAGGUUCAAGAAGGGCACGACUGCAUCGGUGAGGUACCUCAGCAUUAGUCCAGAUUCUUUGGAUAGAUAA